AUGUCACUUGAAGUAAAAUCACAUAUAAAUCAGUUUAUGGUCUCAUCAGACCCAAAAUCCAGUGAGCCGUUAAAGGCAAUCACUGCCAUAGUGACGCUUAUCGGGCAAGAUAAGAUGUCAUUACUUGAUUUGGUUAAGAACUUGGGUGAUUUUUUAACUGAUGAAGAGGAAUCAAUCAGAAGAAGGUCAUUGCUAUUACUAUCAAGCACUUUGGGUGAACUGAAUUCCAAAAAACUGGGUCCCCAGGAUAUCAAAGUUCUGCUAGCAUUUUACAGCAGCAAGUUAGAUGAUAUUGUUUGCACAAGAGAUGCUCUUUUAGGUAUCAUAUCAUUGCUAAAGAUGGACAGACUUGAUAAGAAUGACAUAACCAUAUAUUUGAAUCAGAUAAAUGAAAAGUAUGAUCCUUCUGAACAGUUGGCUUCAGCUAGGUACCUAGCAUUUUCUUCAUUGAAUUGCAUGCUCGACAAAUAUCCAGAAUACCUUUCUUCAAAUUUGAACGAUAUUUUUAUAGAUUCCUUUAUCAAGGUCACCACAAAUGAAAAGGACCCCAAAAAUUUGAUGCUGUCUUUCAAAAUUAACAAAAAGAUUUCCGAGUCUUUCGAUAUUUCUGCCAAAGAGUCGGAUCUGUUUGAUUGCCUCUUUUGCUACUUUCCUAUUUCAUUCAGGGCUCCAGAGAACAAUCCAUACGAUGUUACCGGUGAUCAGCUUAGGCAAGCUCUUCGUGAUUGUAUCUCAUGUAAUUCGUUGUAUGCGAAGGAUGCCUUUCCAACUCUUUUGGAAAAACUAACAUCUACAACACCAUCAGUUCGAAUGGAUGUACUUCAAACCAUAAAACAGUGCAUUGAAAAGUAUGAUGUUUCCACCAUUGAAGAAUAUUGGAUGACGUUGUGGAAUUCGUUGAAAUACGAAAUUUUACACAAGGAGUUGGCCAGUGCAGAGACUGUCGGUGAGAUGCUCAAAUACUACGGAAAUGCUGAAAGUAUAGAUGAGAGGCCAGUUGCCACUACCUUAAAAAUAUUUGAAUCUAUGUCCAAGCGGUUCCAGGACCCUACUCGUGGUAGCUACAGAGACUAUCUGAUUUUGGUCUACGAUUCGUUGAAACCGUUUUUAGAGGACCCAAAGAGCACCAAAGUGAAGCAAUCAACCAUUAUUAUGUCUAUUAUGUGUGGUGCAAAUGAAAACACAUUUAAUCUUCUUAUCGACAGGGUGAUGUCGUCGCUCUUUAAGCGGGCAAAGAGUGCCACCGGAUCAGAAAAUAUGAAUAUCAACGAUGAGAGGAUGCUUCUGUCAAACGUUUCCUUUAUGCUAGAUGCAUAUUACAGGCUCUAUGAUGAUUCGAAGGCAGUGGUGGACUCCAAUAACAAAUUCUUCAAGUUCAAGGAUGACAUCAUGAUGAUCAUCAACCGCUCGUUGCUUUCUACGUCGAAUGUGGAAGUGAAAUUAAGGUGUCUUGCCGUUAGGUUAGCGGUGAAACUUUUCAAGUUGAAUCAAUUUUUACAGGAGGAAGAGCGUCAACUUAUGGUUCAAACAUUAGGAGAUGUUUUACUCGAUGAUACAAACAAAAAUACAUUUGCACAGAUUUUGGCAGCACUAUCCACCAUUUCCAAAAUAUAUCCUAUGCUAAUCUUGGAGUACGUUGUUCCAAAAUUGAUGGUUUUACUACCGGAUGGCACUAAACGAGAUGAAUAUACUCCGACGGUUACCACUGAGUCCAAAUUGACUAAAGAAGAAGUUCUUGACACAUUGUUAAAGCUAUCUGACAACAAGCUCGUGGCAAAUUCUGUGAUAAUUCGACUUUUGAAUAUGUUGGAGUUGAUUUUGAAAAUCAAGGAGGGGGCCAGCGCAAAGGAAAAUUCACGUUACUGCAAAUUGUUGCUUUUCACAAUAUCAAAGGCCUUGAGUGGACUCUCGUACAAGGAUUCCACGGAAGACUACUUGACCAAAUUCUUGCCAUCGUUCUUACCACUAGUAUUCAACAACAUUUGCUUUGAUAAGCAAUCAUGCAUUUAUAGAAGUGCUGUUUCUGUUGAAUAUGUGAGCCGUUCUGUGAAGGAAAUAGUGGGUAAGUGCUCUCUUUCUACACAUCAACAAAUCAUUAAUGAUGCAUUUUCAUUACUUGCAAAUAAAGGUUCAGAUAAUCACAAGAACCACCUUGUUUCAGGAGAAUUUGACAGAGUGAUUGAUGUUCGUGAAGGUAAUGGCACAAUUCUUAUGCCAGUAUUGUUGGCAUUUUGCUCUGCUUGUAGCUACGAAAAUGUGAAAUUACCUGUUGACAAGAUUAAAUUUGUUGAUUCAUUAGUUGCGGCACUCGAUGACAAACAUCUAAAACUUGCUGAAAGACAGGCAUGCUUGCAGUUGAUAUCGGUUACUGUAAAUAAGUGGUUUACAGGGGAGCAAGAUACUUAUCUGAGAUCUAAAUUUGAGGAAAUUGGUAAUGGCCUUACCGAGAAUAGUGAUUUGGCAGCCGUUAUAAAUAUUUUAGAGGUUCAUAUCUGGGUUACAAAGGGAUUGAUGUUGAGAGAUGAUUCCCUUACCAAGACAUAUGUGGACUGGAUGGUUGAUGCCUUGGACAAAAAUCAAAAUGGUCAGAGUAAUAGCUACAAGAAGUUCAGAAAUUUUAUUCCUAGAUGCUUUGACAUCUUACUAGAAGAUAAAGACGAUUAUGCCAACUGCUUCAAAUGCUAUACUAGGCCAAUUGGGGCAUUUGGAAAAUCGGUUGCCGUUAAUGCUAACAUUAGAAAGUUGUACAAGCAGAAGUUUACGGACCAUGUUCUUCCUCUUCUUAUCAAAAGAUUUCAAGAGACAAGUAACGGUGAGGAUAAGGCUGAUUUGAUGGCCAUAUCCGCCAUUGUCAAGCACUUGAAUAGACAGCUUAUCAAUCCUCACUUGAAGCAAUUUACGCCAGUGCUUAUGUCGGCAUUGAAGCAUGAUGAGAUGAUCAUAUUGGAUGCUGCUCUAGAAAUAUUGCGUACGAGUAUUGAGGAGCUUCCGGAGGAAGUGGAAGCACAAAUUUAUACUGUCAUCCCAAGAUUGUUGGAGAUUUUGAACGAUACCAAUAUUUCAAAGACAGAGGAGUCGAGGGAGAAGGUGCUGAGAUGCUUGAUUGGAAUUUCUAAGUUUACCCUUCAUAAGAUUAUGCCAUUUAGAGAUGACAUAAUUCUGGGAUGUGAAAGUGCAUUGGAUGAUGAUAAGCGUGCUAUUAGAAAGUUGGAUUGUGAUUGCCGGCAGAUAUAUUAUGAGCUUGGCCAUUCGACAUGA
Messenger RNA from Brettanomyces bruxellensis, 3258 nucleotides. RefSeq lists its product as uncharacterized. The transcript has a single exon. Bases 1 to 3258 code for a protein of 1085 amino acids. Gene Ontology annotation, cellular component: cytosolic [4Fe-4S] assembly targeting complex. NCBI's taxonomy places the organism in Eukaryota, Fungi, Ascomycota, Pichiomycetes, Pichiales, Pichiaceae. Gene Ontology annotation, biological process: iron-sulfur cluster assembly. The record is from RefSeq and is a predicted model, not a curated record.